Molecule: messenger RNA, 4091 nt
Organism: Pocillopora damicornis (cauliflower coral)
Lineage: Eukaryota; Metazoa; Cnidaria; Anthozoa; Scleractinia; Pocilloporidae
Product: histone-lysine N-methyltransferase 2B
Biological process (GO): positive regulation of DNA-templated transcription
Cellular component (GO): histone methyltransferase complex; nucleus
Molecular function (GO): DNA binding; zinc ion binding; histone H3K4 methyltransferase activity
Source: RefSeq, a predicted model, not a curated record
CAAGUGUGUUGAUCCUCAGCCUCCAAAACCCAAAGGUGUACCUUACAGGAGACUAGUCAAAGAUUCUAAUACAACAGCGAAAAAGAGAGCACCCCUAAAGAAUGACACUGCCCUAAAAGUCAAGGGCUCCAAGAAAGGUCAAAACCAGACGUCAUCUUCAACUGCAAAGAAGCCUGUGGCAUCAGUUAAACCACCACCCUGUGGCAAGAGACAAGCAGUAAUGGCUGAUAUUCCUUUGGUCAAACUACCUUGGAGUGACAACAGCACAGAGGAAGAAAUUUGGAAGGAAGGCUUUGCAGUUUGUUUUACAGCUGGUGUUCCAAGUGUUGUCAAAGAACUCUGUUUUCUCUGUGGUAGCAAGGGCAGUGAAAAGAUGUUCUACUGCAGAGUUUGUUCUGAGCCUUUCCAUGGAUUCUGUCUUGAUGAAGAACCAAUUGAUGAGACAACAUGGUGUUGUGACAACUGCAGCAGUUGUAGUGUUUGUGGAUAUCAAGACAAGCUCCUGAUGUGCGACCGUUGUCAGCGUGGAUAUCAUGUUGAAUGCCUAGGUCCAUUUUAUCCCACAGAGCCAGAGGGAGAUGAUGAUGUUUGGGUGUGUGGUCGGUGUGUACAGUGCAAAAAUUGUGGGAGAAGAACUGCUGGAGAUAAUCCUGAAGCUAUGUGGAUGCUUGAAUUCACACACUGUCAAGAAUGUGGCAAGCAGAGACAACAGAAUAACUUUUGUCCCCUCUGUGAUAAAUGCUACUCUGAUGAUGACUUUGAAUCGAAAAUGGUUCACUGUGUCAAGUGUGAUCACUGGGUGCAUGCAGAAUGUCAAGGAAUCACAGUUGAUCAGUAUGAGUGUCUGACAGACUUACCAGAGGAAGUGCAGUUCAUUUGUAGGCGCUGUUACGAAGAUCAGGUAUCUUCUCCCUGGUAUAAAGAACUGAUGGAGGAAAUGGAAGCAGGAUAUGAGAGGAUUGUGGAAGAAAUCAAAAGUUGCAAGGCCUAUGAACCAUUCAAGUCUCAUUUUGAACAGCUUGAAGCAGAUAAUGGAUAUCCAAAGGACUUUGAAGUAAUUUCAGCAAAAGUGAAAGACAAGAAGUACACCAGUGUGGAACUAGUGGCAAUGUUUCCUUGGCACAAGCUUAAAAGUACAGUGAAUUCCGAGGAACAUGAGGAGAUCGCACAACCACGCCUUAAAAAUGGAAUCAUUGGAACUGCUAUUCCUUACGAAGUCUGGGAUCACUCAUACGUUUCCUUGAAAAGUAACCAAGAAAAGUCUGAUUCCACUCUUGUUGGAAAAUCUCAGCCUUCUUCUUCAGAGGCUCCACAGAUGAACUCAUCACAGAACGAAAAUUGUGAAGUUGAAAAGAUGGAACCAGACACGGAAAACGAUCUGCAGGAAGAAAACGUCACGAACGAGGAGCCUAUGGAAAUUGAUACCAAUGACGAUGAACAGCAACAACUAAAACAAUUCCUGCAACUGAAACAACACCAACAACCACAGCAAGCAACUGACGUGGAGGAUACCAGAAAGUGUCUUCUGUGUGGUUCGAUGCGUGAUGCCGAACCUUCCAAGGCAGGCCGGCUUCUCACUAGUGGUUUGGAUGAAUGGGUGCAUGUCAAUUGUGGUCUGUGGUCAGCGGAAGUAUUUGAAGAUGACGAGGGUCGCUUACAGAAUGUUCAAGUGGCGAUAUCACGUGGAAAACAAAUGAAAUGUGAACACUGCGGUGAGGUUGGAGCCACUGUGGGCUGUUGUGAACCUCGCUGUCCAAUGAAUUAUCAUUUUAUGUGCGCACGAAAUGCUAAAGCCGAGUUCCAAGACGACAAGAAGGUGUACUGUGCCCAACAUUCCUUCAGGACCAAAAAGGAGUUGGUGAUGGUAAAUGACGACUUUUGUGUGGAACGACGAGUUUGUGUGGACAUGGGCAAAAUCCGAGCCACAAAGAAAUUGUCCAGAGGAUUUGAACCUCACAACAUCACCCUUGUACAAGGAUCUCUUACUCUGGAAGACAUGGGCAAACUGAGUGAACAUUCCGACACCAAACAAACUCUGUAUCCCAUUAAUUUCAGAAUCAGUCGGUUGUACUGGAGUGUUAAGGAUCCAACUAAAAGAUGCCGUUAUUACUGCACAACGAAAGAGAAAACACUUGAAUCAAUGCAAAGAAGGCAACAGGAAAUUAAGGAGUCGAUAGAUCAGGAACACUUACACAAAGUUAUUUCUCACGAAGAAUUAAACAAGAAAGACAAAACGCCAAAAAUCACGUCUGGAUCUCACGGAGAUAUCAAAAACUCAACACAACCUCGACAAAAUAACAAAACGACCGACUACUUAAAUAGUUCUUAUGGAAAGAAACUGAAAAGAAUAGCACCUCAUCCAGGACCCGGGAUUGUGAAUCACUCUGUUUUUCCGGGAGUUCUGUUUAAUGAAACAACACACCUGUCCAAGCUAAGAAGAAUUCUACCAGCUCCUCAAAAACCUUUGCCUUCUUCACCAACGAAUUCUCCAAGGAAACUCCUCGAGCAUUUAAAUCGACAAACAAGCCAUUUACCAUCCAUUCUUAAUCCUGUUCGUGUGGAAAAAUCUCCGUCACCCGUCUUACCAAGUGCUCCUGCGCAGAAAGCCGCGCCUCAGAGAUGUAGAAAGACACCGCCAGCCGCGAAAAGGACGAUGAGUUUUGAGGAGUCGAUUCCUCAAACAGUCAGGCAGAUAAACUGCGAUCACGAAGUAGUAGCUAAGGCAGGAGAUGAAGAGCUAUUAAAUUCGCCUAUAAAAGAAAUAUCUCCCAAGUCUUGGUUAGUGAAGCUUCGGGAGAGAGAAAAUGCUGCACAAUCCGAGCAACCUCAUGUGUCUUUUGAAAUCACAAGUGAUGAAGGAGUGAAGGUCGAGGCGAAUACAUGUGAAACUGCUUGGAAGCAAGUCUUUGAAAAGGUUCAGGAAGCCAGGAUAGAUCGUCGCAUGAAACUGGUUCCGUUUGCAGGUGUCAAUGGCAAAGCAAUGUUUGGUGUUCGUCAGGAAUCUGUCGUGUCUAUGUUAGAGCAGCUACCUGGAGCCCAUCAACUGAAGCAGUAUUCCUUCAAAUAUAAUCCACCAUUUGAUAAUAGCAAUUUGGAAGAAACACAGGCUUUGAAAGAGAAUCCACACGGCUGUGCAAGAGCUGAAAUGUUCCACAGAAACAAAAAGUAUGAUAUGUUCGCGUUCUUAGCGUCGAGUCACCGCGUCGCUCCACAAUUAGAAGAAAGUGCGGAGGAACAGGAGAGCGCUGAACAAGCGCGUGAUGGACCUCUGUCCGUGAAGCGCCCGACAUGUUUGGAUCUACCUAUGGCCAUGAGGUACCGCCACCUCAAACAGUGUUCCUUUAACAAAGACGCUGUUGCUGUUUACAGGUCCCCAAUUCAUGGUCGCGGAUUAUUCUGCACCCGUAAUAUCGCCGCUGGUGAAAUGGUGAUUGAGUAUUCUGGAAUGCUGGUUCGUUCUGUUCUCACUGACAAGAGAGAGAAGUAUUACGAAAGCAAGGGUAUCGGGUGUUACAUGUUUCGUGUCGACGGGACAUAUGUCGUUGACGCCACGAUGUGCGGAAACGCAGCUCGUUUCAUCAAUCAUUCUUGCGACUCAAACUGCUUUUCUCGAGUCAUCACUGUGGACGGUCAAAAGAAAAUUAUUAUCUUUGCUUCCAGAAGUAUUUCCAGAGGAGAAGAGUUGACUUAUGACUACAAGUUUCCUAUCGAAGACGAGAAGUUACCUUGUUUGUGCCACUCAAAACACUGUCGCAAAUACCUCAAUUAACUAUCCUUUCCCUCCCCUGAAACUUUCCAAAGCUGGAUCUUUUUUGUCAAAUCGAAUUUUAUUUAUGAACCAAGUGUACAUAAUAAGAUGUAAAAUAUUUGUCUUUGCUCUGUAAAAGCUUAUUUACAGCAUCCCAGCUCUUUAUGAUAUUUACUAUAUAUUUGAGGGGGUUUUUCUCUCUAAGUGAUAUAUCUUGUCUGCAAUGGAUUUGUAAUAAUUUGAGCGCAGUAAUAUAUGACAAAUCUGAGAGAAAUGAUGUCAUGUUUCAGCGCAACAAAUUAUCAGUAUUUACGGAAAUAAAUUUUUAAGUAAGAUGCCUUGA